AUGGGCUCCGUCCCUUCUCCGACGCGUCCUCGGUCGCGAGCUCGCCGGGCGCCGGCGGCACCCUCUCAGCCGCCGCCGUCCGACCACCGCAUCUACGCCUCCUUCUGCAACGACACAACUUCCAACUGGAUCGAGUGUUACGACCCAUCAAGCAACGGGUUUACCCACAUGGGCCCGAUACCCGGGCUGGGCCCAAACUGCGUCCUAAAGGACUUUGCCAUGGUCUCGUUGGGAGACUCGAUCUACAUCAUUGGCGGACGCGUGGUCCGCAAGGAGAGGUCCAUGGUCCACCACGUGGUGGAGGACGGGACGGAUGAUGAGUUUAUCGAGGCGAACCUCGAGAUCCGGUCGUGCGUCCUGAGGUACGACGUGGGGCGCGACCGGUGGGCCCGGUGCGGGCCGUUGUCCCAGCCGCGCUGUUGCUUCGCGUGCUGCGUGUGCGAUGGUAGGAUCUACGUGGCUGGAGGCAGGUUCGACGUGGCAGGCACGCAUGGAGUGGCGUCCGGUGAGGUGUACGAUCCUGCGCGCGACGAGUGGAGCCCGUUGCCUGACAUGAGUGUCAUGAGGUACAAGUGUGUCGGGGUGACGUGGCAGGGGAAGAUCUAUGUGAUUGGAGGGUUCGCGUCUCGAGGAGAUCACAAUUCGGGGAAGGGGAUAGAAUCGUUCAUCGUGGAGCGGAGCUCGGCUGAGGUGUACGACACGAGGACGGGCAAGUGGCACGUGGUGGUGGGGAUGUGGCAACUGGACGUGCCACCUAACCAGAUCGUUGCAGCCAACGAAACGUUGUUCAGCUCCGGCGACUGCUUGAAACCGUGGAAGGGACAUAUCGAGUCGUACGAUGGAGACAUGAACAUGUGGAACGUUGUGGAUAAAUCGCACCUGCAAACUUGCAGUUCUCUUGUCCAGCGGUUGUACCUGACCAUGGCGCCAAUUGGGUCCCGACUCUAUUUUAUGGGUGGGUUUCAGAUGCUCGAGGAGCUGCCACGUACGAUGUCCAGAGUGUGCGUGUUCGACACGUCAGCCACGAGCCGUGAAUGGACGAACAUGGAGCCCAUUGAGGAGGAAGGGAAAAAAGAGCUAUGUAGUCACUGUUGUGUGGUUCGAAUUUCUUAA
Linum tenue is the source of this 1113-nucleotide messenger RNA. The record is from the annotation of a GenBank genome assembly. Lineage: Eukaryota; Viridiplantae; Streptophyta; Magnoliopsida; Malpighiales; Linaceae.